Molecule: messenger RNA, 1550 nt
Organism: Dermatophagoides pteronyssinus (European house dust mite)
Lineage: Eukaryota; Metazoa; Arthropoda; Arachnida; Sarcoptiformes; Pyroglyphidae
Gene: Eno
Product: alpha-enolase
Biological process (GO): glycolytic process
Cellular component (GO): phosphopyruvate hydratase complex
Molecular function (GO): magnesium ion binding; phosphopyruvate hydratase activity
Source: RefSeq, a predicted model, not a curated record
ACUUCGCCGUCAUUCAAAGUAAACAAGUUUAGCCGCUUAAUUUCUAAUUAUUAUCGUCAAGAAAUUAUAUUCCAAUACAACAAAAUUCUUCAAAAUGUCCAUUUUAAAAAUUUAUGCACGUCAAAUUUUUGAUUCACGUGGUAAUCCAACAUUGGAAGUUGAUUUGACAACUGAUUUUGGUGUUUUUCGUGCCGCUGUACCAAGUGGUGCAUCGACCGGUAUCCACGAAGCAUUAGAACUUCGUGAUAAAGAUAAAGCCAAUUAUCAUGGUAAAUCUGUUUUGAAGGCUAUUGCCAAUGUUAAUAAUGUUAUUGCACCAAAAUUGAUUAGUCAGGGUCUUGAUGUUACACAACAAAAAGAAGUUGAUGAAUUUUUAAUCAAAUUGGAUAAUACACCAAACAAAUCAAAUCUUGGUGGUAAUGCUAUUCUUGGUGUUUCAUUAGCCAUUGCUAAAGCUGGUGCUGCAAAAAAACGUGUACCAUUAUAUCAACAUUUGGCUGAUUUGGCUGGUAUUAAAGAAUUUGUUUUACCUGUUCCGGCAUUCAAUGUUAUUAAUGGUGGUUCACAUGCUGGUAAUCGUUUGGCUAUGCAAGAAUUUAUGAUUUUACCAACAGGUGCAUCAUCAUUCACACAGGCAAUGAAAAUGGGUUCAGAAGUUUAUCAUCAUUUAAAAAAUGUUAUUAAACAACGUUAUGGUUUGGAUGCUACUUGUGUUGGUGAUGAAGGUGGUUUUGCACCAAAUAUUCAAAGUAAUAAAGAAGCUUUAGAUUUGAUUAUGACCGCUAUACAGAUGGCUGGUUAUUCCGGUAAAAUUGAUAUCGGUAUGGAUGUUGCUGCUUCGGAAUUUUAUCGUGAAGGAAAAUAUGAUUUGGAUUUUAAAAAUCCAAAUUCCGAUAAAUCAGCAUGGCUACAACCAGUACAAUUGGCUGAUGUUUAUCGUGGUUUUGUUAAAGAUUAUCCAAUUGUUUCGAUUGAAGAUCCAUUCGAACAAGAUGCAUGGGAUGAUUGGACUGGUUUUACCAGUACAGUCAAUAUCCAAGUUGUUGGUGAUGAUUUGACCGUAACCAAUCCAAAACGUAUACAAACAGCAGCCGAAAAGAAAUGCUGUAAUUGUUUAUUAUUGAAAGUUAAUCAAAUUGGUACAGUUAGUGAAUCAAUACAAGCACAUUUAUUGGCCAGAACAAAUGGUUGGGGAACAAUGGUAUCACAUCGUUCAGGUGAAACUGAAGAUACAUUUAUUGCCGAUCUGGUUGUUGGUUUAUCAACUGGUCAAAUAAAAACUGGUGCACCAUGUCGUUCCGAACGUUUAGCUAAAUAUAAUCAAAUUCUUCGUAUUGAAGAAGAAUUAGGUUCAAAAGCUAAAUAUGCUGGAAAAAAUUUUCGUCAUCCACUUCAAUGAAAAAAAAUUUUUGGACCGGUGAAUGAAUGAAUGAAUGAAUUUUCCUCAAUACAAUCGAUCAAUCCAGUUUGUUGUUGUUGAUUUGAUUUGAUUUUGGAUGGAUAGUUUUAAGACUUUGAAAACAACAAUUAAAAAAUUUAUUUUUUUUCCA